Molecule: messenger RNA, 945 nt
Organism: Angiostrongylus costaricensis
Lineage: Eukaryota; Metazoa; Nematoda; Chromadorea; Rhabditida; Metastrongylidae
Source: the annotation of a GenBank genome assembly
AUGGGUGGAAACUCGAAAGUUACCUAUGUUAAGAUAUUCUGUAAACAGGUGCUAAUCGGUCAUGAGUCGUUUGCGUUGGAAAAGCCUCUGCCGAAUAAUCAUCGGUUUCGAUGGAUUCUUUUUGUGCGCCCAAUCAUUGGCUCGAAAUUUACCGAUAGAACUUUUGUUUAUAAGGUAGAAAUUGAACUGCAUCCGACUUUUUCCAAUCCAUUUCGUGUACUCAAAGAGCCACCGUUUGAGCUUGAAGAAACUGGCUAUGCUUCAUUCACACCGAAACUGAUAAUAUAUUUCAACACACCACAUGCUAAACCGUAUCCUGUUCAAUAUGACAUGAAUCUAAAAUUGGAGAAACAUGCAUUCCAUCAGCAAGAGAUGACUUUCGCGAUGUCGGAUGUUGUGCCUUCAUUUCUUGAGUUGGUACGGCGUUUCUGUGGCUCAACAGAUGGUAAAAGAAAAAAACGUGACACGGAUCCUGCUUCCAAUCGUUCAAAAAAGUCGAAACCGGACGAUAAAAUAACUUACUCUGAUCGAAAUAAGAAGGAAAUUAAGAACAGCGAGAAAAAGAAGCAUAAAGAUAUGGAAAACGAGAAGACCAAGGAAAAGAAAAACAAACGUUUUUACACGGAAACAAAUGACGGCACUGAUAAAAAGAUGAUGCCAGUUCGCGACUCCUCUCCAAGUUCGGCACUAGUGGAUACCUCUGCGCUUCGCGUGACUAUUACACCACAGCGUCCCGUUAAAGUAGCACCUAAUAAGGCGGAGGAUCGCAGUCAGGACAGUUCGAGUGAUGCGUCGACUGCUUACGACUCAUCUCCGUCGUCAUUAUCGUCCAUUGGGAUCUCUAGUCCUCCAUCCCGGCGAACGCUUCCUCUCUCUGAGUUACAUCGUCGUUUAAUAUCUCUAACGGACGAGAAUAUGAUAUUCAGGUGGGUGCUUACGCAAUAA